Molecule: messenger RNA, 2763 nt
Organism: Physella acuta
Lineage: Eukaryota; Metazoa; Mollusca; Gastropoda; Physidae
Product: transportin-1
Biological process (GO): protein import into nucleus
Molecular function (GO): small GTPase binding
Source: RefSeq, a predicted model, not a curated record
AAAGUAAUCAAAAUGGCGAUGUGGCAACCUGAGGAAAACGGUCUCCGUCAAAUUCUACAAUUACUUAAAGAAUCACAGUCUCCCGACACUGAAACACAAAGAGCUGUACAACAAAAAUUGGGAGAGUUAAACAAUUAUCCAGAUUUCAACAACUACUUGAUUUUUGUUUUGACUAAAUUAAAAUCUGAAGAUGACCCAACGCGGUCCUUAAGUGGUUUAAUACUGAAAAAUAACGUUAGGGCUCAUUUUGAAAGAUUUCCAUCUGAAGUGACAAGUUUUAUUAAACAAGAAUGCUUAAACAGUAUUGGGGACCCUUCACCUUUGAUCCGAGCUACAAUAGGAAUUAUUAUUACAAAUAUUAUCUCCAAGGGAGAGUUACAUAACUGGCCAGAAGUCUUACCUCACCUUUGUGCUUGCUUGGAUUCGGAGGACUAUAACAUAUGUGAGGGGUCAUUUGGGGCUCUACAAAAAAUUUGUGAAGACAAUGCUGAAACAUUAGACAGUGAUAUGGCUGAUCGUCCUCUAAAUGUUCUCAUUCCAAAGUUUCUAAAUUUCUUCAGACAUCAAAGUCCAAAGAUAAGGUCACAUGCCAUAGCUUGUGUAAAUCAGUUUAUCAUUAGUAGGACACAAGCAUUGAUGGUUCACAUUGAUACUUUCAUUCAGAACUUGUUUUUCCUUGCCAAAGAUGAGGACACCGAAGUGAGAAAAAAUGUUUGUAGAGCAUUGGUAAUGCUAGUUGAAGUCAGAAUAGACAGAUUAAUGCCACAUAUUGAUCAGAUAAUUCAGUACAUGAUGGAGCGCACCCAGGAUGCAGAUGAUACUGUGGCACUUGAAUCGUGUGAAUUUUGGCUGUCUCUUGCUGAGCAGAAAGUGUGCAAAGAUGUCCUUGGACCUCACAUAGAGAGACUAGUUCCCAUUUUAGUCAAGGGCAUGCGAUACUCUGAGAUUGACAUCAUUCUCCUAAAGGGUGAUAUUGAAGAAGAUGAAAUGAUACCUGAUAAAGAGUCUGACAUAAAACCUAGAUUUCAUAAGUCACGUACACAUUCUAACCAAAAGCAUGAUGAGGGCGAAGAAGGUGACUCAGAUGAGGGUUAUGAUGAUGACGAUUCAUUAUCAGAUUGGAAUCUUCGAAAGUGUUCAGCUGCUGCACUGGAUGUACUGGCUAACGUGUUUCAUGAAGAGAUUCUUCCCGUUUUGCUUCCAAUAUUAAAAGAAACAUUAUUUCACAUUGAUUGGGAGGUGAAAGAGUCUGGCAUUCUAGUACUUGGGGCUAUUGCAGAAGGUUGCAUGAGUGGAAUGAUUCCACACCUACCAGAAUUAAUCCCCUACCUUAUCAACUGUUUGUCAGAUAAAAAGGCACUUGUUAGAUCUAUCACUUGCUGGACAUUGAGUCGAUAUGCUCAUUGGGUUGUUGGACAGCCUCAUGAUAAUUUCUUGAAGCCCCUUAUGACUGAGUUAUUGAAAAGAGUUCUUGAUGCUAAUAAGAGAGUUCAAGAAGCAGCUUGUUCUGCAUUUGCAACUCUAGAAGAAGAGGCCUGCACUGAAUUAGUACCCUAUCUGGGAUUUAUACUGGAGACUUUAGUUUUUGCUUUUGGAAAGUAUCAGCACAAAAAUCUUCUUAUAUUGUAUGAUGCUAUUGGCACUUUGGCUGAUUCUGUGGGGCAUCAUUUAAAUAAACCUGAAUAUGUCAACAUGCUUAUGCCUCCCCUGAUUCAGAAAUGGAAUAUGCUGAAAGAUGAAGAUAAGGAUCUGUUUCCUCUGUUGGAAUGUCUAUCCAGUGUUGCUACAGCAUUGCAGUCUGGUUUCCUGCCAUAUUGUGAGCCUGUUUACAGGAGAUGUGUCUGUCUUGUUGAGCAGACACUCACUCAGAAUUACGCAAAUCUUUCCCAGCCUGAUCAGUAUGAUCCCCCGGACAAAGAUUUUAUGAUUGUUGCACUAGAUCUGUUGUCUGGUCUUGCUGAGGGUCUGGAAGGGCACAUAGAGGGUCUUGUAGCCAACAGUACUAUUCUCAAACUUCUUUUCCAGUGCAUGCAGGAUCCAAUGCCUGAAGUUAGACAGAGUUCAUUUGCUCUUCUGGGUGAUUUAACUAAGGCCUGUUUUCAACAUGUUCGCCCGUGCAUCCCUGAAUUUAUGCCCAUUUUAGGGGCUAAUCUGAAUCCUGAAUUCAUUUCUGUCUGUAACAAUGCUACUUGGGCCAUUGGUGAGAUUUCAAUAAAAAUGGGUGCUGAUAUGCAACCAUUUAUUGGCAUGGUAUUGACACAGUUGAUAGAUAUCAUCAACAGAUCUAAUACACCAAAAACUCUAUUGGAAAAUACAGCCAUAACUAUUGGGAGACUGGGCUUAGUUUGCCCCCAAGAUGUGGCCCCACUUUUACAACAGUUUAUCAGACAAUGGUGUACCUCAUUGCGCAACAUACGAGACAAUGAAGAAAAGGACUCAGCCUUUAGAGGUGUGUGCCACAUGAUUGGGGCCAAUCCAGCAGGAGUUGUCCAGGACUUUAUCUUCUUCUGUGAUGCUGUUGCUUCAUGGAUGCAUCCAAAACCGGAUUUAAAAGAAAUGUUUUAUAAGAUACUUCAUGGGUUUAAGGCUCAAGUUGGUGAAGAAAACUGGUCUAAAUUCUCAGACCAGUUUCCCCAGCCCUUGAAAGAAAGGUUAACUGCCAAUUAUGGCGUUUGAACAGACCAACAGAACUUUCUUGGAGACCAAGCUCCUGAGUGUAUCUCACUAAGGGUGGGGUGGGGUGGGCAGGGUGAUAUGGGCCAG